AUGUCAAUAAAGUAUGAAAAACUGUUUAAUGAUGUUUCAGCUGGGGCAGUUAUUGCUGGGGGUCCAUUGGAAACAGCUUUUUUGGAGAAUAGGCAACACUGUGCCAGGGACAAUAACAUUGAUAUAAUUGACUGUUUUCCUCUGUCCAGGUGCCCACGCCUUAAAAGACUUGUUUUGCCAGCAUGGAAUCGAGUAGAGAAUAAAAUGAUUGAAGCUAUUAAGCUGUGGAAGGAUCUUGAAUCCCUGACAAUGCCAAGCAUAGUGGAUUCCCCUCUUCUUGUUCAGGCAAUUGCUACUAAUUGCAGGAAAUUCAGUGAACUCAAGAUCAUGGGCCCGUUUGACAUUUAUUUCGCUUCCUCCCUUGUUACCUAUCUUCCAACAUUGAAAGUUUUGAGCCUUCGAUGCUCAAUGCUAUAUAAGGACACAUUGAUCUUCAUCUUGGAUAAUAUGUGUUGCCUAGAAGUGCUCAACAUAUCGCAUUGCCUUCUAAUAGAAGUCCCAACACCUCCCGCACCAAGAAGAAUUGUUAGGCAGCUUGAUAAAACUAUCCUGGAGAAGGCUUCUCAUUUACGCUACUUCUUAGCCUGCAUGAGUGACACUUGCAUCAUGUGCCAAAAAACAAGAAAUGACGAAGGGCUCAUGCGGUGGUACAAGUACGACGAAGGGCUGUGGAAGGAAGAUGAGAUCAGCUCUCUUGCUCUUUGAUUUGAGCAUUUUAAGACCAGACCAAAUUAUAGCGGGCUACAAGUUCCACCACUAUAUGUCCACGUAUCCUUUUUCUUGGUUAUUCUUUCACUGCAUACCAGGAACAGAAGAAGACAACGUUGGAGGAAGCAACUAAGGGCAUUCUGUCUAUUUUAUGUUAGUUGUGGUGAUAAAAUGCCAAACUCUGGGUGGUUGUGGUGAUAAAAUGCCAAACUCUGGGUGGUUGUGGAGGGGCUGAAGAUUUGCUGUUACUGCUGAUAAAUGUAUAUAUAUACAUGAUAAAUUGCAAUUUUUUUAGUUGUUCCUAGGGCACCCUCUUUUUUUAUUUAUGG
Molecule: messenger RNA, 1037 nt
Organism: Populus euphratica (Euphrates poplar)
Lineage: Eukaryota; Viridiplantae; Streptophyta; Magnoliopsida; Malpighiales; Salicaceae
Product: F-box/LRR-repeat protein At3g48880-like
Exons: 2
Coding region: 1-705 (234 amino acids)
Source: RefSeq, a predicted model, not a curated record